CCUCCUCCUUCUCUCCUCCUCCUUUCUUCUGCGGCUUUGAGUCUGACUUGGGAGACUCUUGAUUUUUCCGUCAGCGAUGAUUCAGCAAGGAGCAACCGGUGUGAGAACUGUGUAACUCAGCUGUGCAAGGGCUUUGUUUGGAUUUUCAAAAACAAUGUGGACGUCAUCCGUUCUCUUCCUCUCAAUAUUAAUCUCCUCUUUGUCUGAGAGCUACACCAACAAUUUACAAAGUAAUGGAGUCAAACUACUGAAAUCUGUUCGUGUGUCCAGCGCAGAGGAAUGUAACCAAACUUGUGACCAUGUUUUGGAUCAAGGUGGAUUGAAGUGUAACUGGGUAGUGAUGGAAGAGAAAGAGAAGCUUUGUUUUUAUUUACACUGCCUUGACCUGACUGUCUGUAAACUAGCCCCUGUGGAAGAUGUUCGAGCUUUGCAAGCAGGGAAAACAUCAUCCAUCAAGGAUUUUUUAAAACGUGUGCGAAAAGGAAUGGGAGCUAAUGAACCAUCUACAGUUCAGUCUCCAACUCAAGCAAUCACAAUAAACGGUUCAUUCAUUGUCAGAACAACACCAGUAACCACUGGAACAACUCCAACAUCAAUGGCAGCCGCUGGGACAACUGCAACACCUGCCCCAGUCACCAGCACAACCAUGACAGCGACAGCCACCAAUGCAUCCAUACCAGAAGUAGAAACAACCACGAGUGCAACCAUGUCAGUCGUGCCAAACAGUAGUACAUCUGCAAUGCCAGAAGCAGGCAACAUACAAACACAACCCCACCUAACGCCACAAAUGCUACAACCAUCCUUAGCCCAGGUACUUCAUUGCCCAGCAGUAUUUCAGGUGGAUACACAACACAGAUCGCCGACUGGGACGACCAAAGGAGUGACCAAAACCAGUGCCGAAAGUGUGUCACUGUUACCUGUGACACAACCCACAUCAGCUGGAGAAAUAACCACAAACCAAACUGAAUCCACAGCUUUGUCUGUUUCCUCUCAAGCUAUCCCAAGCAUUACACUGGAAGGUUCGUCUUUGAAAACGGCACUCCCAUCUUCAUUCUCCACCUCGGUGAGCCAAACAUCAGUGACAACAACACCACCACCACCAACAACCACAAUUCUGAAGACAACACCUUUGUCUACCACAAAGCCAAUCGAGGAAACAACAGCAACAACAAAACAAGGGGAUAAAACUAAGGCGAGCAGUUCAACUUUGAGAAUCCCAUCCACAUCCAAGGUAGCCACAGAGCUACCGGAGACUAAACUUAAAACCACAGCUGCUUCCAGCAAUAAGAUUGAAUACAUUUUCCCGCUUGCGCCCACGGUAGCCAUUGCUAAACAUUUAGCCAAUAACAGUUUUCUUAUAACGAUGCUGAUAUUGGGACUGGUCUUUUUCUUGGCAAGUGUUCUAUUGUUUAUCCAAAAGGCAUAUGGCAGUUACAAGAGGAAAGACUAUGUUCAAGUGGACUAUUUAAUAAAUGGAAUGUAUGCAGAUUCGGAUAUGUAAGAAUAAUACAAACUAAAACACUUCUCCAUUAUAGUAAUGGGCUUGUUUCAACUUUUCAUCUGUCUGUUAUACUAAGCACAUUUGUAUACAGUACGGUUUGGAUCAACAGCAGCAACGUGUGCCAAAAGUGAAACAAUAUACUUGAAUUUUCACCUGGAUGUACAUUGUUUAUCUCUGAGGAUUAUAAUUCUAAACACAAGGACUGAUUUUUUUUUAACCAUGGUUGUGCUGAAACUGACUAAACUCUUCUUGGUUGCUAACCUUGACAGCUAUACCUUGAGACUGUAACUGGUCAGAUUGAAUGAACAAACACUUUCUACUGUUCAAUAUAAAACAAAUGUCUGGCAUAUAUUUGAUUUAAUGGACAAAAGGGAAUUUUUGCAAUAAAACGACGAAGUGUACAAUGCAGUAAAAUAAAAUACUCUUCAAAGCAAUACAGUUGAAGAACAAAGAUGUGCUUCUGAGCACAAAGCCAUAAAAUGAUUGAUUUUAGUACCACUAUGCAGUUUACUUGCCUUAAAACUUUCAUUUUGUUUAUUUUCCCUAGGUUCCUUGAAUUUUAAAUCUGUUUGGGGGAAGGUGCAUAUGUAUGAUUUUUUUUGUUCAUGGAAUUUCUUUGCAUUAGUUAAUUGAAUAACCAUUAAAAUGUCUACUAUA
Callorhinchus milii (elephant shark) is the source of this 2158-nucleotide messenger RNA. RefSeq lists its product as uncharacterized. NCBI's taxonomy places the organism in Eukaryota, Metazoa, Chordata, Chondrichthyes, Chimaeriformes, Callorhinchidae. The record is from RefSeq and is a predicted model, not a curated record.